AUGGAAAUAGCAAAUCACACAACCACAGUGACUUUUUUUGUCCUCUUGGGAUUCUCAUACAACCCACCGGUCCAGAUUUUCCUCUUCUUGGUGUUCUUCUGUAUCUAUGCUGCAACUCUGAUGGGGAAUAUGAUGAUCAUAGUGGUAAUAAGGGGCAACAGUCACCUCUACAGCCCCAUGUACUUCUUCUUAAGCCACCUGGCUUUCCUUGACAUCUGCUUUUCUUCUGUCACUGUGCCAAAGUUAUUAAUGAUUUUCUGUGCAAGCCAGGUCAUUUCAUAUCAUGGUUGCUUGACUCAAACAUUUUUUUUCCUUCUUACAGGAAGCGCUGAAGCAUAUAUACUAGCAGUAAUGGCAUAUGACCGAUAUGCUGCCAUAUGCAAGCCCCUGCAUUAUGUACUAAUCAUGAACAGAGUAUUUUGUAGAUGGCUAGUGGUUGGUGCAUGGACAAUUAGUUUUGUAUAUGCCAUGGUAAAUAUUUUACCCAUAUUGAAGCUAGUGUUCUGUGGAUCAAACAUUAUCAACCAUUUCAGUUGUGAAUUUCCAACUGUACUUGCCUUAUCUUGCACAGAAACAUCCCCAAAUAUCAUGGCAUUCCUCAUAACUUUUGGUGCAGUAGCGACUUCUUCAUUGCUUGUUAUUCUUGUGUCCUAUAUCCACAUCAUCUCAACUAUCCUGAAGAUUCAUUCCGGAGAAGCUAAAAGAAAAACUUUCUCUACUUGCAGUUCACACAUCAUUGUUGUGGUUUUGUACUAUGGCUCUGGUUGCUUUAGGUAUAUGAGACCCAACAGUGCUUCCUCAAUGGUUGUGGAUAACCUCUUUUCCAUCCAAUAUAGCAUUUUUACCCCCAUAUUGAACCCCAUUAUCUAUAGCUUGAAAACCAGGGAAGUGAAGGAAGCCAUCAAGAAAUUAAUGGGGUGCAAAGCAUCGACUUCUCAUGUUAUGUAA
Elgaria multicarinata webbii is the source of this 948-nucleotide messenger RNA. RefSeq names its product olfactory receptor 8H3-like. Gene Ontology annotation, biological process: G protein-coupled receptor signaling pathway. Gene Ontology annotation, molecular function: G protein-coupled receptor activity; odorant binding; olfactory receptor activity. Lineage: Eukaryota; Metazoa; Chordata; Lepidosauria; Squamata; Anguidae. The coding region runs from base 1 to 948 and encodes 315 amino acids. The transcript has a single exon. Gene Ontology annotation, cellular component: membrane. The record is from RefSeq and is a predicted model, not a curated record.